Capsicum annuum is the source of this 973-nucleotide messenger RNA. RefSeq names its product putative [ribosomal protein S18]-alanine N-acetyltransferase. NCBI's taxonomy places the organism in Eukaryota, Viridiplantae, Streptophyta, Magnoliopsida, Solanales, Solanaceae. The record is from RefSeq and is a predicted model, not a curated record. Gene Ontology annotation, molecular function: acyltransferase activity, transferring groups other than amino-acyl groups. The transcript has 2 exons. Bases 326 to 799 code for a protein of 157 amino acids.
AAAAAGACAAUUAAGCACAAGAAACAGCUAGUUAAAUUUAAAGUGGGUAUUCAAAAGUACUUCUGCAGGUUAGACUGAAAAAAGAAAGAAACCUAAUUUGCGAGACUACGUAUAAAUGAUUAUGAUGGUUGCUAUUUAUUGAAUUUUUAAAUUUAAAAUUAAUUUUAUUAAAUUAUUUUAAUUUUAGGUGUUAUAUUUGUCCUCUCCAACAAAAAAUACCCGACCCAUUAUACAAGUUGAUUCUUGUGUUUUUUUUUUUUUUUGGUCAGAAAGUUGAUUCUUGUUAACCUAAUGCAACAACAGAGAAAUAGGAAAUCCAAGAAAAAUGGUAACAAGAGUAAUAAUUGAAUUACAAAGAAAUUCACCAAAUUGGUCUAAAUUAGUUGAAGACAUAGUGAGAAUAGAGAAAAAGAUUUUCCCCAAACACGAAUCAUUAGCUAGAUCUUUUGAUGAAGAACUGAAAAAGAAGAACAGUGGGUUGCUUUACAUUCAAAUGGGUGGAGAUGUUGCUGGUUAUGUUAUGUACUCUUGGCCUUCUUCUCUUUGUGCUUGCAUCACUAAAUUAGCAGUGAAAGAGAAUUACAGGGGACUAGGCCAUGGAGAGAUAUUGCUGAAGGCAGCAGUGCAGAAAUGCAGAACAAGAAAUGUUCACCGGAUAUCACUUCAUGUAGAUCCUACAAGGAUUGCAGCCAUGCAGCUAUAUAAGAAACUUGGUUUCCAAGUGGAUAGUCUUGUGGAAGGCUACUAUUCUUCAGAUAGAAAUGCCUACAGAAUGUAUUUGGAUUUUGAGAUGGAAUAAUAGCAUACUGAAAUAAAGGGAACUUUAUCUUUUCCAUAAUUUUGCAGCUGUCUCAUAUUCUAUGUAGAGAUUGGUCAGCUUCCCUUGUAAAAGCUGGUGAAAAGAAAUGCCUUCACAUCUAGCCUUGAAAUUUUCAACAUUAUUAUAUGCAAUAAAGAGCAAUUUGGUGCACUA